GGGGAUCACCAUCCCGAUGGGAUCUCGCGAAGAGCAGCCUCGGUAGGCUGAUCCAACGGCCGAGAGGAAUCCGCGGGGAGGAACGUUCGUGGGUGGAUCACGGUAGGCGGAGCUCCGACCCCUCGGAAACUCCAUUUUGUUCGUGGAAGGCGUUCCCAUCGAUCCACCUUCCCCUCUACCUACGCCGAGCACCACCUUGACGCAGCUCGACCUUCUCCAGGUGGAGGGAACGCGAGCGCGAACAUUGCCGAACAGGAGUUCGCGAUACGAGUGUGCUAGCUCGCCGCUGCCGGGCACUGGUUCUCGUCAGGUAGUCGCGUGGCACCGUGUUACUUGCCUCGCGCUGCGUCCUCUCUCACCUGUUCGGGCUCACCUGUCAAACGGCCGCCGGCGCCUGGGCUCCUGCGACGAACCACCUCGUCAUGGACAACCUCGGGCCCUGGGCCUUCCGUCCUCGCGGCCGCGGAGUGUGACCCAUCCUCGGGGGCCCGCGCGGGACCACCACGAAACAAGAUCACGCCGAUCCGUGGCACCGAGAUCACCCGAGAUCGCCGGAGAUCGUCGCCGGGCCGGCCGAGGCUAAUCCCGUGAAUGAGGGACCUCGAUCGGUAAACGCAACAACGAGCCGCGGGUUCAUUGAUAUUUCCAGGUAACAGAGACAGACGUGUUGGUACACAAUCGCCGGCUUAUUGCCCGACAUAUUCGCGACGAUUUUGUCUCUUCAGUCUGCGAUGGUACGCGUCGCCGAGGACAACCGGCGAACAACCAGAUCGAUCGCGAGUAGCAGCAGCAACAUUAAUAGCAGUAGCUCCUGGUUUUCUGGCUGGAUCCAGGCGGCCGUCUGCCCCGUUCGAUUCCGGAGGACCGAGUUCUGGGAGCAAAGAAGAUUCGGAUCGCGAUAAAAUCCGCGCUAUCGACCGCCGCGGAUAAGUAUCAAAUUUCCGACGUAGCCGAGGCUCCCCGGUCGGUCGAAUAUUGCGCUGGUAUUUCGUCGGGAAUUCACGAUAAGAAUACGCGAGAUACCGCGAUCGCGUUGAUCAUCGGGCCAGAUUGGCAUCCUUUCGGCGCGGCGGCAUGAGAUGCGCGGCGAUCGGCGAGUGCUCGGAAUCUCUGGUGCAUCGACCAACGAAUAGAUGUUAGAGGGCGAUCGGCCGUUGAUCGGACGGCAACGAUUUUCUUUGUAUACUCUGAAUGAGGAAACUUUUGUUCGGGUCGCCGGCUUUUACGUGGAUCACCGCGCGAGUCGCACGACCGGGACACGUUUCUCGACGCGCAGCGAUCGGUAUGCCGUGGUGCCGAUGUGUACAGUGAUCGAGGACGCGUGAGCUCCUCCAUUUUACCGCACCCGUUGCGCCGAGGAUCGUUUCCGCUACCUUGGAACGACAGUGAGAACGGAUCCCGAGGACUAUACCAUGGACCUGAGCACCACGCCGAGGAGGGCCGCGGAGGGCGUCGGUGACCUUCAGAAGACGCGGGUCGCCAAGAGCGUUUUCAGCAUUCGGAGCCUGGUCGACGUAGAGGAAGCGGACUCUGCGACCGAAGACAACGAGAGAUCGCACAAUCAUUCGACGCGAGGAGGAGGCGUCGAGCCAGCUGUCCCGCAGACGAGUCCUGCGAGCAGCACGAGCAGCUCGAGCCAGGUGAACCAGGCGAGUCAGCCAGCUCACCAGCCAGCUCACCAACAAUCGGUACCACCGCCUACAACGACGACACCUCAAUCCGCUCAAAUGGGAAUCUCCACGGAUGAGGUGAGGCCGGCCGAGGAGGAGAGCAACCACCCCAGAGCAGCGCCGACCAGCCCUGAAAGCGAAGCCGAGGUCGACGACUUCGUUCCAAAAAGGAAGCAGCGCAGAUAUAGGACUACCUUCACCAGCUUCCAGCUGGAGGAACUCGAGAAAGCUUUCUCGAGAACUCAUUACCCGGACGUGUUCACCAGGGAGGAGCUGGCUAUGAAGAUCGGGCUCACGGAAGCGCGGAUACAGGUCUGGUUUCAGAAUCGGCGGGCGAAGUGGCGGAAGCAGGAGAAGGUCGGCCCGCAGGCUCACCCGUACAAUCCGUACUUGGGCUCGGGCGCACCCCCACCGUCGGCGGUGGUCGCGCCGACCUUGCCGAACCCUUUCGCCCACCUGGGCACGUUCGGUCUGCGGAAACCCUUCGACGCGUUCCGCUACCCGCCCUUGGGUCACGGGCCGGUCCUUCCUAGUAGUUACGCGAACCAUCCCUAUCAUCGGGCGCCGCCACCGCUGCUACCGCCGGGGAUGCCUCUGCCCUACACGUCGGCCGCGUCCUUCCAGAGCCUGCUGGCAAACAUAUCGGCGGCGCAGCGGCCGAAAAUGGUCCAGGGCUCGCCGCCGCCUCCACCGCCACCGCCGGCGCCGGCGAUCAGUCUGCCGCACCCGGCGGUCCCGCAGCCGGCGCCGACGGCGAGCUCGCCGCAAGGAUCGCCGACUGGUAGCGUCGGCCUGCCGGACAUCGACCGGCGGACCAAUAGCAUCGCGUCCCUCCGACUGAAAGCCAGGGAGUACGAGCUUCACCUCGAGAUGCUGCGCAAGAACGGCGACCUGAUCAGCUGAACGAGCAGCGACGAGGACCUGGCGGCCCACGAAGCUAGGUACGACAACAGGAAACGCCACGCUGCUCGCCUGACCUACGAGUCGCAAUCCGACCAUGAUCUCCAGCCGGCCGGGCGCCAUCCCCUCGAGCGAACCGAGCCAAGGGGUGACGAUACGACGAUCCGCUCGUCGUUCGCGGCUACCAACGGACGCAAGCCCCGCUUCGCUCGCGAACGGACACGAGCCAAAGAACUUCCAUCCGAGUGGACCGGACACUUUGCACCGUGCUUCGACGGCGUGUACGCGAGGGAAGGUUGACUGUUUACUCCGGGGCUCGACGAAUCCCGGUUCUCGGAGCGGUUACGAAGACCAUUUGCUCCGUUACGGUCCCUACUACGACCCCAGAAGUUCCAAGUUUGAUUCUCGUGUCGCUUUUCGGUCCUCGGAUCUUCGAAGAUCCUACGCAACCGGAACAUACAGCGGCUCGAAAAUUCGGUUCCCCGCGACAUCCGCGCGGAACGAACGGUCUUCGUAGCGGUCUUCGAGAGUACGCAACAGUUUCGAGAGCCCCGGCUUCUUCUUCCUGUGAUCAACUGGUGCCUUUGUAACGCGAUAGAGCGUCGGACCGGCUUCGGGUCGCCUACGAGCUUCGGAGCCUCGAGACGAUAAAACUCUGGUCCUCGGGGAACGGGUCCUAUCGUCCGACCGUCUAGCGACCGAUAUGGGAUCCGACAGCUCUCGAUUAGUUCUAGGUAACUUCGGACGAAGGAUUAGCGACGGUGUAGCCACCACGGAACGAGAAACGGCGGUGCGCACUGGUUGCAUCUGCGUUGGCAACACGGACGACCAUGGGUAAACAAACCGGCGUUUCCUCGUGGUCGUUGGCGUUGUCUGUGCUUUAUUGCGUGGAUCGCAAUCGCGUCGAUCGCCGUUGAUCUUCCCGGCAUUCGUCGCGAGCAGACACAUACCUGUCCACGUACAAAACGAGCUUGUUUUCAGCCUUCCGCUCGAGCGACGCCGAGUUCGCGACACCGAACGGCGGCCGGAACACUAACCAACCAGACUCUUUCUAGUUUUUUUUUUUGCGUGGAGUUGCUGUAUACAGUGUGUACAGUGUCGGCGAGGCGACGAUCCGCGAAAUAGAACGCCACGGAACGGCUUUGAUAUCGCGUUCGCCUCGAUCGCGACGGAAAUU
Megalopta genalis is the source of this 3747-nucleotide messenger RNA. The record is from RefSeq and is a predicted model, not a curated record. Lineage: Eukaryota; Metazoa; Arthropoda; Insecta; Hymenoptera; Halictidae.